This is a messenger RNA of Saxophila tyrrhenica, 4515 nucleotides long. RefSeq lists its product as uncharacterized. Gene Ontology annotation, molecular function: protein binding. Lineage: Eukaryota; Fungi; Ascomycota; Dothideomycetes; Mycosphaerellales; Extremaceae. The record is from RefSeq and is a predicted model, not a curated record. Bases 1 to 4515 code for a protein of 1504 amino acids. Gene Ontology annotation, cellular component: nucleus; cytoplasm. The transcript has 3 exons.
AUGUUCGGGUCCCGAGACGAUCGAAUUCGCAAGCUGUUAGCCAUCGCUGGUCUAUCUCCACCGGCCCAGAUCCCAAAACUGAAGAGGCCAGCUUCUCGACAUUCCCAUGCCGCAUCUUCCGGUGAUAUUGAGGAAGCACGAUCGCUACUCGUUCAGCAACGAACCGCCGAUCCUGGUUACAAGCCACCCGAGCGACAGUUUCGCAACAAGUUCAGGUCGCGCAAGCGUCGAGAGGAAAACGCGAACCCGCUCAACUGGGUCUUCACCAAACAUGAGGUGGCUCAGGCGUUCGACGUCAUGCUGUCCGUCAGGCCGCUGGCGGACUCAGGCGUUGCGCAAGCACUUCUGCUUCAAGCGCCAGAGACCUCCGUGGACCGUCUCUGGGCUCAGCUUUAUGGUGCAAAACCAGAGAGCACGCUCAAGAAUCGGUUCAAGAAGUCCAGGGAUUCGCUAUCACAAGAGUUACCUGGGAUGACCUGGUUAGACGACGCGGUCCGAGAAGAGGAUCUGGAGUAUAUCCAGUUGAUAAGCGAUGCUGGAAUUGAUCAAGAAACCUUGCAACAGGCCUUCAGUGUUGCCCUGAUGAACCGCUCCCUAAUUACCAUGAAAUUAUUGCUCAGCUACGAUAUUGCACUCACAUUAGCUCACAAGUCAGUACUCCGAGAGCUCGUCAAGGCUGGCGUUUUUGACAUCGUGGGAUUGCUGCUAUCUGUCCCAAACGCUAUGGGUAUGGAAGACUGGCGAUAUGGAUUGAAGUCGCAGAGUGAGAACUUUGCCAUAGUUCUAUUGAUGUCCCUCGCUCACCAGCCCGGCGUGGCGUGCGGUUCCCUGCUGCUCCACUGCUUGAGGUUAGCUGAUGUGGAAGCUACGGCGUCGGUCCUAGCCUAUGCUGACCCAGGUGAGGACUUCUCAGACGUCCGCCAGAGCGCAUACUCACUGCUGCUUCUCGUCCAUGAUGAGGGAACGAGAUUCGAAUUCUGCAGACUGUUCCAUGAGGCUGGUCUUUUGCUAGAUGCUCCAGAGCUCCGUUCGUUGCUCUUGGAAGCGGCAAAGUCUCACAAUCUCCCACUAACCCGCAUCCUCAUGACCGCUGGUGUGAGUUUCGAUAUCGAGCCCUUCAACGCACUCCACUGGACCGUGAAGCGGAUGGAUCUUGACGUUCUGAAACUGUUCUGGGGCCGCCAUUUUGCAUCUCCAGUCUCGCCAGUGUUGAGCCUUGUGCCCGAUUCGGCCUCAGAGUUAGACCUGCUCCAACUCCUCCAUGUCUUAGCUCCUCACGGUCUGUCAGGCGAGCCCCUGCACUCACAUCUGGUUCGAGCGGUGGACAAGCAGCACAGCAGGCUCGUUGGUACAUUGCUCAUCCUCGGCGCAUCCCUGGAAUUCGACCGAGCGGCCGCUGUGCGGGCGGCCUUGGAACAGGCAAACUUCGACGUCCUGGGGAUGCUGCUUCGCAAAGACUGCUCACCUGACAUACUCUCGGCUGCCAUUCCAGCUGCCAUGGCUUUAGGCCCAGGGGCUCAGAGAUUGCAAGCUAUGAGGUGUCUUAUGGAGAAAGGAGUGUCGACACAAGCAUUGGGCCUACCGCUACAGACGGUCGUGUUUGAAGCAGGCGCUGUCGAUUACGACCUGGUCAGUGUCCUCUUGAAACAUAAAGCACCCAUUGACGGCAUCGGCGAACAUGAUAACAAUGGUGUCUUGAUGGCUACGCGGCGAGGCGAUCUCCACCUGCUCAACUUACUAUGUGACGCAGCGCCCCUGGCAAGGACGUUGUCUGAGGCUGUUCCGCUCGCAUUCGAUGGGCUUCAUUUCCACGGAAAGGAAACCGUCCUUGAGAUGAUCACAACUCUUCUCAAUCGCGGAGCAACGGGUGUACCGGUCAAUGAGACCCUGUUAGAUGCAAUCUUUCACGCUCAGCGACUGGAUAUUGUCCGCCUUCUACUUACACAUGGAGCAGAUGCGAACUACAUGGGAGGUGUAUCCUUCCUUGCUGCUCUGGACAAUCUCGAAUUGCUUGGGAUCUUGUGCGGCAGCUGCCCACCCAACGAGGCGGUCGCGAAGGCUGUGCUGUCGACCGCUCUUCUACCACAGCACUACAACCUUGAGGCUCUCGAACUAUUACUUGCCUCCACCGCUUCUUUUACUGAUGCCUUGAACUCGCUGCAGAUUUGGCACUGCGUCAAAAACAACCCAAAUUUAGAACCGAUUGUUUUGUGUUUCCUCCGACACGGUCUGGAUGUUAAUCUUAAGGGUAGAAACAAACUUUCGUUCGUCGUUCAGAAGCAGAACAUGAUUCUGCUGCGAGCGCUGCUCCUUGUGAAUCCAACCACGCCUACUUUGCGAACCGCAUUCGAGGCCGCUAUCAGCAUCUCCGACAGGGCCACCAUGCUCGAAGCAAUGAAGCUGCUUCUAUGGCAGGCCAAGUCGGCAGAGAUUGGACAAUCGAGCGCGCUGAUGCAACAAACUCUUCUUGCUAUCAACGGUGAUUCCGCGAGCCUCGAACUUUGCCUCAAGCAUGGAGCGAAGGUCGACAUCGACGGUGGUAUGGUCAUCCAGACUGCGGCUGCUGCAGGAUCUCCCAAAGUGCUGGAGAUGCUUUGCUUGAACGAGCCAGCACCCAUGUCCCUUCGUCGGGCAUGUCUUGCUGCAGCAAGCUCGGUGACCAACGAGGAUCAGAAGCAGCGCAUGUACAAGCAUCUACUCGCUGCCAACAGUGGUGCCUUGACCCAGGAUAUAUCGAGUUUGCUAGCCGACUCCGUUCUGGCAUUCCCGAACUACCUCGAAUUGCCCAAACUGCUGAUAUCACGGGGCGCAAAAGUCAGAGUCGCAACUCUGAAGAAAGCCUUAGUGGCGUCCUCGCGCGAGCUGUUCGGGAUGUUGGCAACCAAGGUCAAGAGCAGUACCACUGUCGCGGCGCUAUUCCGACACGCAAGAGCGACCACGAUGGACCCGGACAGGAAGUACUGGGCGUAUCAAUACCUGUUAGCCAAAGGAGUGCCCCCGGAAGAGAUCUCUAAAGCCCUUGUUGCAUCCAUGAGAACAACGCUUACCGAUCUGUCGUGUCAAAAGCUGCUUCUGCGUCACGGAGCUGCUGUCGGCUACAAACGCGGUCUUGCAUUCCUCCUGGGACUCCGAGCGAACUCUCGCGAGGCUGUGAAGCUCCUGAUCCAGUUCAUCGACGACGACCAAACGGCCAACAUAGCAUUCUCGCACGCACGAAAGACUCCGUUGGAGGACCCGAAAGCACGCUACGAGGUCUAUGGUUCCCUGUUACAAUGGAACAUCAGUCAUGCGUCGAUGUUCAAUUGCCUUGUCGCGGUCCUUCAGGAAUCGCACUCUAAUGUUUCCGUCAUAGAAACGCUUCUUGAAAAGGGCGUGGAUCCGAAUAAACACAAGGCCAAGUGCUUCGUCCUGGCAGCGAGGACCGGCGCAGAACCAGCUUUUCGAGCCCUUAGCAAAUACGCGAAGUUGGCGGUGGUCCUGCGAGCUUUACAGCAUCACUUCGAAGCUGAGAAGGACGUUCUCCGAUGGUCUCAAAUAUGUCUUCAUGAGCAGCCAUUCACAACGAGGAUUGACGAUGAUGAGCUAGUACUUUGCACUGGCUGGAAGAAGGAGCAGUGCACGGCUCUGGUGUGGGCGCUGUUUUCUAGCCCAAAGGUUGGCAACGACAAUAUUCUGGUGCUUCUUGAUCAGGGAGCUGAAGCACUACCUUGGUACAACACACCGAAGACGCAGGUCUCAGCGGCAUUUGGCUGCCUCCUGGACAAGAGUCGAACCUCCAUCCUAAUGAGGCUCCUCACGAUGAGCCGCAGCCGGACCAUGUCGUACGAAAUUCCCAUAACCUCCUUCAAUCACCUUGGCGCAUUUCUCACCACUUCCGCGCCUGACGAGAGCUUCUUAGGUGCAUCCGGCACACUGGAUCUGCGGCUCGCGUCCUUAUACUUUGGCAGCGCGGAUGCCUUCUGUGUACUGAACAUUGGCCAUCCAGAAGACGACGGAUCUCUACAUCUCGCAGCGCUGCUUGCACUGCCAAAGGUGGUAGACCGGCUCCUGCGCACCCACGACCCGAACGUGAAGGAAGAGGAGUUCGACAACAGAAUUCCUUUGGCUGUCGUUUCCGACGCCCAGCCCCAGCCUUGGUGCAAGAUCGCGAAUGAAGAAGCGGACUUUCGAACUCGACAGAAGCAGACGAUGCAGCUUCUAGCAGCCAAGACGAAACCUGUCUGGAGGUUUCGAGGCAAGACAGUGCUUCACUUUGCUUUGGAUAACGGGGUUCCUACAGCCCAGGCGAUGAUUGAAGCACUGGACAUCCGGCACGACUCGCGGAGGCAGGAGAAGUAUCGAUAUACGGAUAAAGGAGGGAAACAGUACACGCCGCAUGAAUGGAUUAUCGAGUUUCUGGAGGCCGGUGAUGAGGAGAAGGUAGAGCUUGUCAAAUGCCUGCAGGUGGAUGGGGGUUGGAUGGCACCGCUGUUGAGCUUUCCUGGCCGAUUUAUGCCUUCCUUCGAGGGUCUCUGA